AAACUUCAAAAAUCGUUACAUAAGAAAUUAUUUUAUUUUUGCGGUGACGAAAUGUUGGUAGCAGUGCCCGGGAUCCGAAGCCGCAAAUCCCGUUAUUCAUCGUUCAGAUUUAAUCAAGAGUUCAGGCUAAAACAUGAUACGCGGUGGAACUAGGAUCUUGUGUAACGCUGUCAAACGAGGCUUUGCAAAUGCUCCGGCUCAAGAACCUGCCAUUCAGGCUGCUUUCACUGUCCAAGAUCUAAAGGAUUUCAACGACCGUGUUAAGAACUCGAAAGUCCCGGUGAUCAUCGACUUCUUCGCGACAUGGUGUAAUCCGUGCCGACUGCUGACACCCAGAUUAGAAUCUGUAAUUGCAGAAAAGCAAGGAAAAAUUUUACUCGCCAAAGUUGACAUUGACGCACACACCGAUCUUGCCCUGGAUUACGAGGUUGAUUCUGUUCCGGUCCUCAUCGCUAUGAAGGAUGGAAGGAUUCUGGAAAGAGUAGUCGGACUUCAAGAUACGGAUAAACUACGACAGUUCGUCAAUAAGUAUGCUGAUGCAAAAUAAUCAUACUGAUAAAUACGUAAAUUCUUUCAAUCUAUAGUCCUUAGAGAUGCCUUGGUCUUACAGAUGACUAAAUGUAAUUAGUCCAGACUAUUGUAAACAAUGUAUAUGAAUUUAUUUACUGGUUACGCAUGGCAACGUUAUAUGUUACAUUAUUAAACGAAAAG
Messenger RNA from Diprion similis, 711 nucleotides. RefSeq names its product thioredoxin, mitochondrial. The record is from RefSeq and is a predicted model, not a curated record. Lineage: Eukaryota; Metazoa; Arthropoda; Insecta; Hymenoptera; Diprionidae. Bases 134 to 547 code for a protein of 137 amino acids. Gene Ontology annotation, cellular component: cytoplasm. The transcript is spliced from 4 exons. Gene Ontology annotation, molecular function: protein-disulfide reductase activity; oxidoreductase activity, acting on a sulfur group of donors, disulfide as acceptor.